AUGAACGUUGAUACGUUGUACAAAGUCUUUAAGGCAGUACUUGCUAGCCAUGAGGUUACUCGCCUUCAAGUGGAAACAUCCCUAUGGCAGGUUGAGUGUGCAGAGCAUAUGACAGCCUUAAAUCAGGCGCUCCACAAGGAGAACAGAGCCCGCCUCAAUAUCAAGGAUGAACAGCUGAAGAAGAUCAGAAAUUUCUUUUCUGAGCGCCAUCACACAGAAAUUGAUGAUGACACAAAUUACCCUCAAGCCAUCUAUGACGAUGAGUGCGAAAUGCUUCGCGCCAUCACUACCCAAGCAGACUUGGUCUCAAGAUGCCUGGGUCCAGGUGCCAGGCGUGAAUUACUGGCAUCUACUGGCGAGGGUCCCUACCUACCUCGUUUUGUUGGUACUUUGAAAAAUAGGGACAGCAUUACACAUGCACUGGGGGGUGGUUGCAUGGAUGCCGGUACUGAUAUGGACUCUAAUUCUGAUUUUGAUUCUGAUCACGGCAAAGAUGAUGAUGAUCAUGAUCGUCUUAUCAUGCCACGCCCCUACCCUCUUUUUCUUUGGUAUCGUGGUCCCCAGCAAAAAAGUAAAGCCAAAGUCCCAAAACCACCACGAGGCUCUGGCCUCAAUCCUUCGGGUGAACCAGCAAUCAAUCAGCUUCGCAUUCCUACAGAACAACUGCAGAUGUCUUAUUUCGGUUUCGAUGCACAUGAGACCACCCAUAAUGGCACGCAGAGCCCCAGCUUCGACAAUCAAUCCUCCUGGGACUUCUUUCAGAAUCAACCAUCCUUUGAAGUGCCCCCACAGGGCUCAUAUCCCGACAAACACUACUCAUUCCAGGGUGCUACAGGUAGCACAGCCAGCACAAGUGAGAUCCCUCAAACAGACAUCAUGCAUAUGGCUCCCUACCCGACAACCCGCCCACAGAUCCCAUCCACAAUUGAAAGCUCGAUGUCGCAGAUUGCGACGUUGUCAACAUAUACUGAUCCCACUCCCACUAUAAUAGUCCCUGACGCCACCAUUAACCAGACAAUGAAGGGCGCGAUGAAACUCGUCAUGCACAAACUAUUUAGCCUGAAUGCAAUGACCGUCGACAAAGCCCCGAAAAAAGCUAUGCUGACAAAGGUUAUUCAGGACUCGUUGCCACAAUGCUUCGGUCCUAACGCAAUGGUCACAAACUUUAUCACCAGUAAAUGUUGGGGUGAGGUCGCAAACGCAUUCGAGACGGAGGAAGAACAACUGGAAAGGUUGAAAUAUAUCUGGGCACUCUCCGGUAGGGAACUGCAUGGGUAUACCCCCGGGUUUUUGGCGGGUUUUGAGUAUCUGGGAUGUCCAACAACUCAGGCUAAAUCUUCAAAGCUCAUCCCUCCACAUAUCAAUCUUUGCAGCUUGGAUGAGCAAUACGAGAUUCAUGUGCAGAUGGAUCCCUUCGGGGGGAUGUCAGGCAACUGGAAGUUUCUUGCUAUUGUGAAAGCGAUGGAUGACUUGACUAGCUCGCCAGAUUUCAAGCCUGAGCCGUCAGGCACACGAUGCAUGUACCACAAAGUAGCAGGGGUCAUUUGCAUGUGGUGGACAAGUGCAGCGGUCAAGUCGAAAGAUGAGGAGCUCCACGUCAAUAUUUUGAUAGCCUGCAUCCCUGACAAUGCGAUCAUCACCUGGAGGAGUGCGACGCCUAAAAAGAGGAGAGGAUAUAAUGAAGAGGAUAACCGAGACACCAUUAAGCAAGGCGCAGAUUGGUAUUGA
Molecule: messenger RNA, 1728 nt
Organism: Suillus discolor
Lineage: Eukaryota; Fungi; Basidiomycota; Agaricomycetes; Boletales; Suillaceae
Exons: 13
Coding region: 1-1728 (575 amino acids)
Source: RefSeq, a predicted model, not a curated record